AUGUCACUGAUUCCAUACGCCCCAGCCGAGUCGCGCGAGAUUGUACUUCGCCAUGGUUCCGCCGUCGUCGUCUACGACCAGCGCUCGAAACAACUCUCCCUGCGCGAUGCUUCCCACGCAACCGACAUUGGCUCCACCUCAUGCCCUUACUGCCACCGACCCUACCGCGAACCGUCGCCGCAUUCGGAACACGAUAGCGAUGAGCCAGAGCAUGCCGUGCCAGGCAUCCCCGCGGAAAAUGGCUUCGUCAAUCCCGCCUACUUCCAAAUGCUGCGUCGGAGCCAGCCAGGCUCAACAGAGCCGUCGCGACCCUCGUCGCCACACAAACAAUUGACGCCUGCACCCAUGCGCAUGAACAGCUUUCAAGCACCAGAAGGAACCGAGUUUGUCGGGAGCACACCGGUGCAGCCUGCUAGGAGCCAGGGCAUUUCCGCUCGGGCCUUUAGUCCAAACUAUUUCAAAGACUUCUUUGUAGAAGAGCGGGAGCUGGGCAGAGGCGGCAAGGGCGUGGUUCUGCUGGUGCAGCAUGUUCUCGAUGGCGUGCAUCUGGGCAAGUUUGCAUGCAAGCGCGUGCCGGUGGGCGACGACCAUGAAUGGCUAGAGAAGGUGUUGAUAGAAGUCCAACUACUCCAGACCUUGUCCCACCAGAACCUAGUGUCCUACCGCCACGUGUGGUUAGAAGACUACCAGAUAUCCAGCUUUGGACCGAGCGUGCCUUGCGCUUUCAUACUGCAACAGUACUGCAACGGCGGCGAUCUCCAUAGCUAUAUCCUCGACUCGGCCAAAACUUCCAUCACAAAAGAGCAGAUGAAGGAGCGACUGCGGCGGAGGUCCAAGGGUCGGUUGGAGGAUCCAGAGGACGUGCAUGGUCCGCGUCGCAUGCACUUUGAAGAGAUUAUUUCCUUUUUCAAAGACAUUACGUCUGGACUGAGCCACCUGCACGCCAACGGCUAUAUCCACCGGGAUCUGAAACCCAGUAAUUGUCUACUCCAUCGAACUGGCCGUAAAGUCAAAGUCCUAGUUAGCGACUUUGGAGAAGUACAGUCAGCAUCCGGAACCAGGAAUUCUACGGGCGCGACUGGAACGAUUUCGUAUUGCGCGCCGGAAGUGCUGAGGCAAGAGAGACCGGGUGGUGCGUUUGGCAACUUCACCACGAAGAGUGAUAUCUUUUCGCUUGGCAUGAUUGUCUACUUUAUGUGUUUUGCGCGACUUCCGUAUCGGAAUGCGGAUGGUGUUGAUGAGGAUAACGAGGACCUAGACCAGUUGCGUGCUGAGAUAUCGACUUGGGCGGGCAUCGACGACGAACAACGCGUUCGAUCGGAUUUGCCUGAGAAGCUGUACAGGAGUUUGAAGAGGCUUCUUGCUAUCAACCCUGAUGAACGGCCUGGCGCAGAAGAAAUUUUACACGUGCUAAAGUCGCCUCUAGUUUUCGACGAGUACAAUGCAUCUACAUACCCCGCCCCAUCUGGUCUGGACGAGUUCAGUCCGCGCAUCUCGAGAGCUGACACACCCAGCCCGUCGCCAACCCAGGGCAACAAGAAGAGCAGGGGCGUAAACUACACACGGCCAGGACGAUCCCAUCUUAGUGCUACCGUCGUGGAUCGGUCGCCUAGUCCGUCGCGUCCAGAAUUCAUGAGGAGGCAGUCAUCAGAAGAUGGAGCCGUCAUUCUGAGGAGAGGAAGCAAGCUGGAGUUUCCACCACCGCAGCCUUCUGGAGGGAGAACGCCGAGUCCGCAACGGUUGAUGUUACCUCCACCACUACCACCCACGACAUUAGCAAGGUUCUACAGACAUGUCAAGGAUCCUGCGGUUGUCAAUGCGGCAAAGAUUGUGCUGUUUUGUGCAAAGGCCUACAGUCUGCUUUCUCCUUGUCAGCCUUUUGCAGCAGAUGCGCGAGUACUGUACCCGCUACUUUGCAUGGCGUCACUCGACUUCUUCCGUGUUGGCGGGUUAGGUGGGAUUCCAACACGCAACAUGCAGUCCUCUCCUCCCAUGAGCGAAGGGAAAGCGCGCGCUAUCAGAGAACUCUCACGCAGUCUCAGUCACAGCCCUAGAAAUAUCACAUCGCCCUCACCACCACCCAGCGACUCGAAUCCCACGCAGCGGUCGGGUUUCGGCACCAACACGUCUCAAUUCUUUGACGACCCAGACAUUCUCAUGUCCACACAACACAACAUCGCGGAAGACACCAACACACUACCGGGAUAUCCGCGGAUUCGUUCAACCGCGAAGAAGAUGAAUACUUGGGCUCCGUUCCGUUCCGAGCAGGUCCAGCCCGACACGUCCAUGGUCAACAAGGAGUUUGGCGACUUUGACCACAGCAUCUCCGACGAGGAGAGCAUGGCCAUCGAGCAGGCGCGAGGUAACCGCAGCAACCGCGGUACCCCCAGCAAGAUGAGCUCCCAGUUCAACAGCCUCUACGACAUCACACCCCCCACCAACAGAUCGCGUAAAUCAUAUCAGGCAGACACUGGCAGCCUCCGACGUGACGCGGCGAUCCGUCGCGCCUCGCGCAACGACCUGGACUACACUGCAUCGCCGCGUCCUGCAAGCAAGCGCAAUUCUCCCGCCCUCUCCACAAAGGAAAGCCGCAAGAGCACUUCACUUGCACAGCUGCACGCAAAGCUCUCCGAAGACGAGUCAUCGUUCAUGGAGCAUCGACCACCAACACUGACCAUGGAGUCCACCAAGAACACGCGCUGGGGCAACAGGAGCCGACAGACCUCUCUCCAAACCGACGGCAAUGUCGAUGCUCUUCCACAGCCAAAGGCUACACCUCGCUCAAGGCCUGCUACAGCGCAGAACGCGACUGCGCAGUCCUUCAUCUUGCCUGAUCUUCCCAAUCUCACCGAGCUCGUCUCUGGCGUGUUCGACGAUGGCACACCCGUCUUUUCCAAGACUGCACCAUCACGGUCACGUUUUGCGGCUCCACCGUACGGCGGUCGCCGACCAUCGCAUAUUCCCAUCGAUGGAGCGCCUAUACCUGACGAGGAAAAGGCCAUCUUCGCUGCUCUCCAGCAGCUGCAGGAGAAGAUUGCGGACAUGGAGCGCGAGCGUGAAGACAAAGACAAGAAGAUUGAUGAGCAAGAGCUGGAAUUGAUCGAGCUGAGAGCGACUACGCAAGCUCAGGAGAAGCUCCGGCGAAGUGACAGCGCGCAAGACUCUGACGCUGGCGGAAAAAGCGGCUGGAAGGUCGAAAAGACACGCCUUGACGCGACUGUACAGACCCUCCGAACGAAGCUCGAUCGCGCCGACCGCAAAUCCGCCGUCCUCGAAAUCGAGAAGAAACGUCUGAGCACCGAACGGGAUAACAUGGCCAAUCAGCUGGGUGUCGCGUUCCAGACUUGCGAGGAGCUCAAGAUCGAGAAGAACGCCUUGACCAAGGAAAACGAUCAACUCCGCCAGGAAAUUGACACCCUUCGCGCCGAGAACGAAUCGCUGCGCGAUCAACUCGAACAAGACUUGUCUCACCACCGAGAAGAGACGAUCCAGCUCCGCCAACAGUUUGACCAAGCCGCAAACGCAACUCAGAGGGAGAACGCGAACCUGCACGCAGAGCUGGCUCGUGUGCGCGCUCAGCAGGACGAAAACACACAGCAAUUGACUCGCAGAGACAUGGAGCUGCGCAAGGCACGUCAAGAGCACGCCGAGUACGCGAGAUUGAAGUUCGACCAUGAGUUACUCAAGGCCCAGGUUGAGGAACUGAAGAGGAAGCGCGAAGAGGAUAUCAGGCGUUGGGAGAGGCAAGAAGAGAGUUUGAGAGCAAAGGUUGGGAGGCGGGACGAUACUAUUCGGCUGUUUGAGGAUACGACGACUCAAGAGCGUACAAAUGAAGCUAUGCGUCUAGACAACGAGAAUCUCCGAAACGAACUCCGAGAACUCCAAGCCCAGCAAGACGAGGAGAAUGAGGAGUGGGCGAGGAGAGAGGCGGAACUACAGCGCAAGAUUCGACAGCGUGAGAUUGCUGUAAGGAAAGCCAGGGUAGAGAACGAUACCGAGCACAUCUUCGAAGACAAGCCUAGCUAUCGCCGCGAAGAUACACGGACGCGUAUCAGGAAUCGUGUUCAGCAGGAGGUCCGUAACAGCAAGAUUGCCAGCCAGGAAAGCCCACGGAAGUCGUUCACCGGACAUUCGAGGUUCUCAACUCGCAGCUUUUCCGCAUCUGUCCCAGCCGAUAAGCAUGCGCACGCAGAGAGCGAUGUAGAAUCUACCACCGAUCUUUCUCUUGCGCCACGCUCCACUCUGCGUAUCUCACGAAACCCUGCUUCUUCUGCUAGGCAGACGACGAUGACGGUUCAACCCCCCACUGAUCUGAGCCUCACGGAGUUGAGCUUCUUCCCCCAGGAGGAAAUUGCGCGGUUGAGGCGCGAGCUGGAGGAACAGCGUGCGAAUGAGCGGGCUGGUAAAACUCAAACUGGAGAGCAGAUGAGGGAAGACACUGUGAGGAGUCAGCGACAGACUCGCGAGGAUACAGGGCGGUCUGUGGCAAGUGCAAAGAGCACAUCGCAUUCGCGUCGACCCUCUCUCGUACGCAAGUCUAGCCUCAAAGACACCACACAGCGCACCACCACCACGCACUUUGACGAAGACACAGGCAAGCUGUCCCAUGCAGAUACCGCCGCCGACGACGCCGAUGCCGAAGCAACGCAAACUCGCCAGUCAGCCAUGUCUGAUGCUUCGAUGCUCAGCAACACUGGAAGGCGAAGGCGGAGCGCGCCUGCCACGGAAAUGACCAGUGCGUUUAUCCUACCGGAUAUCAAACUUGCUUCUUCCACUACUACCGGAGUGAAAACACACACUACUGCUACUACCACCAAGCCCGUCAUCAGCAAGGAACACGACAAUGACAAUUGCACCGUGUGCCGCCGCGAGGGUUACACGACGGCUACUGCUGCUCUCGUUGUACCCAAGUUGGUCAAAGUGUCGGAACGCUCAACCGCCGAUGAAACAGAUGCUACGAUGCGGCCCGUGCAAUCACCAAGGGAGGCUCUGGCAACGGUUGUCAAGGGACUCAAUGAUGAGCGCAUACACUUGACUGCCGAACUAGCCGUUCAGCAAGCUAUGCUGAGCGAGCAUGACCCUAGUCUGGGUAAGAGACGCCGCGCGGCUAUCGACGUCAGUAUCCAAGAUUUGUUGCGCAGGCUAUCUUGGUUGGACCAGCAGAUUUACAGGCUGCAUGAUGUGCUCGAGGGACAGGAAGAUGUUACUGAGGAGGAGGUUGAAGAGCUUACUAUCCAAGCUGUUAAUAAGGCUGCCCCUGCCCCUGCCCCUGCUGCUGCUGCUGCUCAGAAGGAGAAGAAGAAGAAGGUUACUAUUCGGAGCUUUGUGUCUGAACAUGAAGUCUCGGACUGCGAUCAUCACGGUGAGGAUGGCGGUGAUGAGAGUGUCGAGUUUAGAAGAGGUGGUCGAGGCAAGACAGAUGAGGAGAGUGGGGAUGAGGAGGAGGAGCGUUCGCUGGAGUUGCCGUGGGAGGGGUUUGGGGAUGAUGGGGAGAGUUUGGGCAUGGAGGGGGAUGUUAGUUUUAAUGCGCUCGCGGGGUGGAGGGGUGUACAUUAG
Molecule: messenger RNA, 5556 nt
Organism: Alternaria postmessia
Lineage: Eukaryota; Fungi; Ascomycota; Dothideomycetes; Pleosporales; Pleosporaceae
Exons: 4
Coding region: 1-5556 (1851 amino acids)
Biological process (GO): protein phosphorylation
Molecular function (GO): protein kinase activity; ATP binding; microtubule binding
Source: RefSeq, a predicted model, not a curated record